AUGCGUACAGGAGAAAGGUUACUGUGUGCAGCGGGAAGUAUAUUCAAUGACCUCUGCAAGUGCAUGUUUUUAUUUUCUCUCCUAUUUUUCAUGGAGGUAGUGGAACUUUCAGCUGCGAACACUGGACUUAUAAUACUCCUUGGACAAAUUGUCGACGCGUUGACUUCAGUAAUCUCUGGAUACCUUGGUGAUAUGAUUAAAGUACCCGUUCUUUCACAGAAAAUUGGAAAGCGAAAAUCUUGGCAUCUUAUGGCAACGAUUUUCAUGGGAAUUGUACUUCCUCUCUGCUUCAACCGUUGCUUUCUCUGUACUGGAAGUCAUCAAACUUGGCUUCCCACCGUCUAUUACGGUUUCUUAUUUUCACUGUUUUGCAUGUGUUUCAGCGUGGUGGAGAUAAAUCACCUGGCUUUCAUCACAGCUACAGCCGUUUCGGUUGAGGAACAAACAGAUCUUAGCGCCAUGAGGUUUGCUAUUUAUAAAAGUAUUAAAUUAAAUUAAAUUUAACUGUUCACCCAUUUUGUUGGGCUCUUACCAAAGAUCUACUGGAGGACAGACGCUUAGUUAAGGUCGCCAUUUACCCAAUUUUUCUUUUUUAUCAUCUAAAACAAACUCAUUAUAUGUUGAUGCGAGUUAACAGUUCAAGAAUCACAGAAUAUGUCAAAAUGUGGUAAAAAUAUAAAUUAUUCACUCGGCUACGCCCCGUGUGCCACGAGCAUAUUCUGACGUCAUCUUUGAUCUCUAACAAAACGGAAGACGUCAUAAUGUAACAAGUUGCUUUUCACUACAACACUACAUAAGCGUAAGCCGGUUGAUUUAAGUACCAUUGCCUAUUGCUUUGUAAAAGUUAUAGGAAAGAAAACUAAUUUAAUGAAAAACCUUCCAGCUAUGCGUAUGUCUGCUCAGACCUCCAAUUUUAGUGUUCACACACGUGAAAUUAAGCUUCGAACGUAUUCAUCAGUUUUUAUCAUGCAUUCAGCCAUUGAUUGACCUUACUGGCCAUAAUGGACGGCAACUUGUAUUCCUGUGUGAGGAAUAAAAUUUUCGUGUCAAUUGCCGCAGUUAUAACACUCCAUAAAGUUUCAAGCGGUAAAUUAGGCAGGGAUUUACUUUUGAGGUUGCAUUUAAGGACAGCAUCAAGUUAUUUUGUACAUGAUUCGAGAUAAUUAUAUUAAAUCUGUAUCCGACUAAUUUGCGAAGUUUUCAUAUGGGCUGGUUGCAUAUAUUUUCUAGUUAAAAUGCGGACAAGAAAACAGCUAUUGUGUGCGGUGGGAAAUUUAUACAUAUAUGGUUUUAUGCCUUCCAAUGCAUAACCUUUUCGCGUGCCAUUUCUCCUGUGUAGACAAGCAGGAUGUUGAGGCUCAAGCAGAUCAAUUAUCGUUUGAUGUUCUUCUUCCUCAGCUUCUCUCUGAAAACAAGGCAACGCUAAAGAUGUGUUUAGAGGCAAAUCAAAAUUGCAACAAUUAGUCUCACUAUCAUCAACCUCCAUCUUCAUCAAUUUGAUGACUCUCAAGAAUAAUAAGCUACAGUCGAGUUUUAGCGUCAAUGUAUGGUUUAGCGAGUUCCUUUAAGCAAGGCAAAUUUAGUGUGUGUGUUAUAAGAACAAAAAAAUUUACUGUAGAUAAGAAUUCCACUAGGCAUCAAGAUAAAUCUGUAUCCAACUAAUUUGCGAAGUUUUCAUAUGGACUGGUAGCGUGUACUUUCUGGUUAAAAUGCGGACAAGAGAACAGCUAUUGUGCGCGGUGGAAAAUUUCUUCAACGACCUCUGCCGGCAGCUUAAUUCUUCAUUCAAAAUUACAUUUUUCUUUCAAAGAUCGACGGGCGAAAAUCUUGGCACCUUUUGACAUCAGUUUUAAUGAGCAUUAUCAUUCCUUUUUUCUUUAACCGCUGUUUUCUUUUUAUCAGAAAUCAUGGUGAAUGGCUUUCAAUUGUCUGUUACACCUUCUUGAUCUCUGUGUACAACAUUUGUUUGAGCAUUGUGGGAUAAAUCACUUUUAUUACAACUGAAACUGAAUCCGUCGAGAAUGUGCAGCUCUUAGCGCCAUGAAGUCUGCUUCAAGAGACAUUUUUUUAGACACAAUUUAUACGGCAAUCGUAUUUGUUUUUAAUAUGUUUGUAUAAAUCACUUGUAUAACUCAAGCACGGACAACCCGAGGCCGUUUUUUCCUAACUCAUCUUGUAGAGCAAUUUUCCUCAUUAUUCUCUUUUUCUUGUUCAAAGGACAAUGUUCAGCUUCCUGAGUGGUAUUUACAUAUACGUGAUCGCCUGGGGUAUUUUCGGACACGAUCAUAGCGUUACUCUGGGACCUCAGAGCCUUCCAGAUUUUGUGGUAAGUAGCAGCUUCGUUAAAAGUUCUAUGCCACGAUAUGCUUCGACAAACAGGCAGAAGCUCAUUACAAUGAAAUGAAAAAAAGGGCAAUUACAAAACGGGUUGCAGCAAUUUAGUUUUCUCUCCCUGAGCUGCCUGUCAGCUUGCCAGCCUCCUUCCACACAUCUCUUCUGGCAUUAAAAAUCUUCUUUUUGUCCUUAACCCUUCAACUUUCAAGAUUUGAUUGCCAAUUCUUUCCUGGAGCUGCUUUGCAUUUCCUUGUAAAUUAGUUUUGAGAAUUUAUUGUUUUUUUAAGAUAACAACUUUUACCUGAUAAGUAUGGGUAUUCUCAUCAGCUGUUGGCUGAAGAAUGUAUGUUUAUUACUGGCAGAGGUUACAAGUUAAUCAUUUCUUGGAGUUAAAGGACUAAAAUGCCAGUUGAUUAAUUCUUUUCUAAACAGUAUCUCUCUUGGAUUGCUACUGGAACAGGACUCUUCUUUGAAGCCAUCUUCCACAUUGGUACAAAGGAACAUAAAAAAUGUCAGGGUAAAGAAAGCGCCAUAACGGAUCUUACGGUAAGAAAGAAAGCAAAAAAGAUAUUUGCUUUUCAAAUAAUGGUCGUACAAAGAUUUAUUUUUGCGUUCGGAAAGUAGACAACACCUUGGAGCUAAUAGCAGCGCGUUUGUGCGAUUGUUUCUUCGUUCUUCAUUUGAUUUAUCAACAAGAUGUCUAUUAAUCUGAACGGGUCUUGAAGUUACAUAGCGUGACCAGAGGGAUAGAGGUAUGGUCUACACAUUGCCUGAAGCAACCUUUAAUUCACUCUGGCCACUUUCCUGUUAUUUUGCAGAAAGCUCUUGGAGUAGUCAUUGAAGAGUUUGGACCCGAAGAUGCCAGUAAGUUUAUAGAUAUGUACUGUGGUGUACCGUCGUUGUUUGUGCUAAAAUUGCAUAUUUAACGUCCUCUCCGACAUCAAACUAAACUACAAAAAUUAAGAACUCCGCUCGUCUUCAUCUAAAGGGGGAUAGGUCUUAUUUUUGCAUGGAGCUUCUUAAUAUUUAGUGUAUUGUUGCCUCGAUAUUUUUGAGAACCUAUUAACCAUGACUGUGUGCAGGCAUGCCAUCUUAUCUGGAGAGAGCAUCAAUUUUGCUUGAAAUGUUUAGAAAACGUCCUCUUUAAAGCAAAAUUUCUAGUUCAGAAGCGCAUAUCAACUGGAGAUUAAGAUUAGUGGUCACAGUAAGGAUAUCAAACCCUCAAACUCUCUUCAGUUAUUUCUAGACUGCAUUCCGCUAAGAGGCUUAAUGUCGACUACGUUAGUAGCUCGAGUUUUACUUCGAAGAACCAGCAAAGAAGAUGGCAAGGAUGGGGCAAAGAGUUUCAUCUCUCAACCCAGCGUUCUAAGGAUCGUCUUUUCAGACAACUUUACGGUAACUUUUUUUCAGCGCAGCGCAAAACCUCCAGCUUAGCUGAGGUAACUCAGAUUCUUCACUAACAAGUUCCAACGGGGAAAAGAAGUAGAACAAAAACUAAUCGAGAAAAAGUCCAUAUACCCCAUUUUAUAAAAAUAUUAUUUGAGAUUAUUUUAAGGGAAUAAAUGUUAAUGGUUGAUCCGACAGAGAUUUUGCUGAAGUUGGCACGAUUUAGUUCCACCGUUGAACCCUGACACGGAAAAACCAGACGUUCGUUAAUUGCUUGUUUUGUUUUUUUGCUCAAGAUUCGAGACGGACCAGUCUCGCUUUUAAGUUUACUGACACGGUUAUGGCUUCAACUGAAUAUAAAGAACAUCGAAGUGAGAUGAACAGAUGUGGAGAAACCAAAAGCCAUGAAAUGCGUAUCAGAAAACGAAGUCUUCUGCAGAGGUUUGCUGUUGCUAUGUUUGCCGACGGGAAAAUUGAUAACACUGAUCGAAAUCAUGAUCAGCCGUGGUCUUCGGAAGAGGAGACCACUAAGAAUCCAGAAAGUGAGGAUACGAAAAAACCAGUUGCUUUAGAAGUACAGCAUCUUGAUCGUGAACGCAAGAAGAGUCCACUAAUGCUUGAUUUUGACGGCAUCCUGUUGAGAUUACAACACGAUGAGCACAAACAACCAACAGGUUUUGCUGUCAUGGAAAACCAAGUUACAAUGGACGGUAUAGCCGACGAUCAUGCAACUGAUGAGGAGUCGUGGAACGUUAAACACGAAGAGAUCAAAAACACCACUGAAGCGGAUAUGUGGAAAAUGACCAACAGUGCGGCCCCAACAACAUCUUUUUGUACCGCAUUUAAGCAAAGAAAACAUGGAAUGGUGCUUAUUCCGGAUGAUGGUAAAUUUGGUCUCUCUAACUCUGGAUUUGAAGAUGAUGGAGGUCGUAAUGAUAAGAAGGAAAGCCUCUGCGGCACAUCAGUUAGGAAGCAAAAAAAAUUUGUGACUUUCGAUCCUUCUGGACUUCUUGAAAUGCCGUCAAUGAACGGAACAGAACGACAGGGAAUAAAUCUCGAUCACACGCCUGACAACAAAACGAGUUUGGAUGAAAAUAUUCCAAAACAACACGGCAGAAAAAUAGAAAAAACAGAAGGUUGCGAUACCACAGAUAAUUCGUUAACUUCAGGGGAUAACCCUGAUCUUCUUGGUCUCCCUGUUCAAUCGACAAGUUCUCCAUCUGAGGGUAGACGUCCAAAAGGAAUCAAAAACUGGCUAAAAGAUCCACACGUGUAUAUGGUAAACCUUCACGUUUCCAACUAUCUUUGUUUGUUGAUUUAAUUGACUCUCUGUGAUAUUUUUUCUCGUGUUUUAAUUCUCAGGUAGCCAUUAUCUUUACAUGUACACGCCUUGCGCAAGACUCUGUACACGGCUAUUUACCGCUAUUCCUCACAGAGGGAUUAUUAUUUCCCAAGGUAUAUUUCAGUCUGAAGUGCUCAGUUGUUUUCAAACUCAUUGAUAAUUAUAAUAAUAUAAUCAUAUUUUUUUCCGUGAAUCAGGCAGCUACCGCUUAUUUUCCACUCGUUCUCCUAACCAGUGGCUCUGUAGCGAGUUCAGCCUGUAACAAACUGAAAAGGAAAAUUGGAAGUACGGUAAGACCUAGAUUAACAACUUUUGCUAGAUGGUCAUUCCACGUUUGUGAUGGUGGAAAUGCAAUGAUUGCGCCAAUUGUCGGAUUAUUUACUUGAUGAUGAUGAUCGGCUGAGAGGGGCAAUAAAUCAACGAUCAUCUUAAUGGCUUUAUUUAACUUAACUCGACGCAUGAACCAUCUUUUCUCAAGUUACGAUAGUCAGGAGUUCGAUUCUUUAAGGAAUUCUCGGACUUUUUCUAUGUCUCUUGCUUGUUACAGAACCAAGAACAACUUUAUUUGUUAAAUUAGUCUUGAUAACUUUCAUACUUUCGUUGAUAUCCACAUCUAGUGGAGCUACCUUCUGGCAAGUUUAUUAGUGAUGGGUGGCGUUGUUUGGAGCUAUUUUCAAACCAUCUCCACCAGACAAUCAACGUAUGCACCAGUGUUUAUGAUAGGAAGUGGUCUGUCCAUUAUGUGCGUCAUGGCACUGGUCUUCAUCACUGAGCUGAUCGGGGAAAAUAAGGUUAGUGCUUUGAAACAAGCUUCAAAGGUUUCGAGGAGAGGCUAAGUCGCAAACUCUGAUCAGUUCAGUUACAGUGUAUUUUCAACCAGCUAUCGGACCAAUUGACUGAAAAAGUAGUCAUUUUUGAAAUUGAAAUGACAUAGAAUUUCUUUUAAAUGUCGCAUUACAAAAUACAUACUAAUCACAACUCUUAGUCAGAGCGGAGGAAAAUCUCACAAGCAGCUAAUGAGAAUUUAAAGUAAAUACAGUUAGACUGCCUGAAGUUUGGGAAAUUUCGAGUGACAUCUGAUCGGUUGAGAGAUUGUUGCGAGUUUUCAAGGCCAAUCACAAGGGGUAAUGAAAAAGAACCGUUCCAGUCGCGGACUGGUUUAACAAUCAAGACCUUCAGUUUGAUUGGGGAUCAUUUCAGUACCUUUUCCUCUCUUGACGUAAAUGUUUGGUUCAGCAGUGACAAUGUGAGGAGAAAUUAAAGACCUGUUGGUCUUAGGAGUAAAGACUUACGUAACGUAAAUAUGAGUUACGUGACGUAAAUAUUAGAACUAAUGUUGGUUUCCCAUCUGAGAUCAAUGAUUUAAUACGGUGCUUUCCUUUCAGGAAACCAGUGGAUCAGUGUUUUCCAUUAUCACUGUAAUCGCCAGAAUCUCAAGCGGUGUACUUAUCAUUGGUAUACAGGAGUUUUAUCCAGAAGAAAGGUUAGUCUAUCAAAUCUUUAUUGUAAUGUACCUUGGAAGGAACAAGAAACAUGGUAUUUAAAACGUUUAGAUGACCAGCCGCUUUCUUAAAUCUCGAAAAGUGUAUUCAACAGGUUUGUCUUUACCAGCUUGACCAGGCCAUCGUUGACCAUUUUAAAUUGUAAUGAAAGUUUUAAAAUCAUGAAUUAUUUAGUAAACUCCUCAAUUCCUUUAUUCAAUUUAGAACCAGCUCAAAUGAGGCAGUUAGCAACUACGUACGGCAUGUGUUUCUAAUGGCGCCUGGAUUAUUAACUCUGGUGGCAUUCUUGCUGGUUUUGUUUUUCCAACCAUCUAACUUUAUCUGUAAAAGUAAAGGUAAGUACAUUGUCAAGCUGUUAGACGUCUCUAACUUGGGUAACGCAUGGAGAAUAACUGCAAAUACUCUUAAUUACCCCCUGACGCAAUCGUGUCAAGCGUUCCUCUGUUUAAAUUAGUAAUCUUAUUAAAUGACACAAGCCUGUGUAAUGCAUUUACCUCGCAAUGGUUGUGCGUCUAUGUAGUACUGUCGUGCUCAGUUAAUAAGACGGUUUUAAACUUAGAGCUUCAAGUUUGCUGGUCAACAUUACAUGUGGUUGUCUUUGUUGUGAACGAAAACUUCCUCUGUCAAUUUAUUCUUCUAGUUUCAGAAGAUGUUGAGGCUCUACACGGUCAAUCGUCGUUUGAUGUUCAAGUUAACCAAUGUCCAUCGGGAGUCAAAGCAACGUCAAGCCACAGCUUGGAUGAUAGUCACAAUACCUCCAUCGUGGUGGUGGAUUCUUGUUCUGAGGACUCAAAACUUUGAAUUCUUUGAAAAUUGCAUUAUGAGUAGAGGUUCUAUCAAGUUAAAAUCAAAGAGAUUGUAAAGUUCAUUUCUGUCUGUUAUUGCUUAGAUUUUACAUGAAAAGUUUUGCGAUCGUAGAAUUCCGUAAAAUAAAAGGAGACAAGUCGUAAUAACUUCUCGCACCAAGAUGGACGAGAGUGUACUUUUCCUAAAUUUUAGAUAAAUAGUGAUCUUCUAUAUUUAAUAAUUAUAACAAUAUCAUUGCAUCUUAAUUGAAAAUGAUUCUAUCAAUUUUAAAAUUUUUUUCAGAUCUUCUUGUUUUCUACUGAUAGCUCAAAGUUUUCUUUGAACCUCGCGCUCGGAAAACUGUUCACAUCUCGGAACAAAUAAUGUGAACCGUUUAGAUCAAUCGCGGAGAGGCAAAAACUUUUCAUAGAUUAUAGCUACGUGUAUUAUGACAUUUUUGGUUUUUAAGAACUAGUAUGGUCAUGUUCGCAGUCUUAAUUUCGCCUGAAACUAAUUUUCAAGCAUGAGAAAAUGAGGCGAAGGAGAGGAGGGCAGAGAGGGCUGGGAGGGCUGGGAGGGCUGGGAGGGGAGGGAGGCCAGGGGGCAGGGAGGGUGAAAGGAAGGGAAGAGAGGGGGAGGUUCCUUGUUUAGGCUCUGAAGUAAGGUUGUUCAGAGUCAAUAUCUAGACCAGCAUAUUCCCUACUAAAAAUAUUGUAACAAGAAUAAGAUCAAAUAUAAACUGACGAAUGAAAAAUAAAGGUUAGCUGUAGAAAUACAAAGUCUAUUGCAGACUGAUAUGUAGAAAAAAUAUAUUACAGUUAGCACCCUCUGAUCAUACCCAGCUUGUUCCUUAUUUUAGGCUUAAGUGUUUUUAAAUUCAAUUUCUUGCAUUAGGGUAAAAAGUUUCUUUGGUCAGUAUCGUAAAAGAAACAUCAGACUUAGAACGAAGACAGGUUUUUAGUAUUGGUGUUGGUUAUUAUUCAGCUGGUGCUCACCACGAGGGUCAUGCUCAAUUAGCUACUUUACGCGUGAAAUUGCGUGACAACACGUUUUCAGUAAAUAAAGUCACUAUCCAACAAUCCUGACAUCGAGCAUUUUACCUAAAUUGUCUGCUUAUCGUGAUAUCACGAUCCAGCCCAUGUAACUUAUUCUACCUCCGCAUGUUUUGAUGAUAAACAGGAAAAUUAUAUUCAGGGAUGUUUAAAAGGACGACUGUUUAUGAAGAAGGCUGGAUGGCAGCUGGAGAGACCUUUCUUACGAUUAAGUUACAAUUAAGGGUAGUGAGUUCCUUAUAACACUGAAAAAAAAGACAAUCAUUGCGAUACUUCAUUUUGACGUCCUCGGUUUUCAACAUGAUAAGACAAUAUCUGAGUUUGAAAAAGUCUAAACGCUAUGGAUCUAAUUUUUUAUUCUGAGGGUUCAAACAUAUUUAUUUGGCAGAGUGGAUAUACGAGUAAUUGUGGUGUAACAAUCGCGCGAAGAGAAACUUAUUUGAUAACUUUUGACCAAAAUGCGGAGAAGGGAAAGGUUAUCUUGUGCUGCGGGAAACAUAUUGAACGAUAUUGCCGAAUGCUGUUGACAUCCUUCCAAUUCCUGUUUUUUGUAAAUGUAAAAGAGCUUCGAGCUUCGCAAGUGUCAAUAAUAACAUUUACUGGUCCAAUAUCGGAAGCAGUUUUCUCAGUGCUCAUUGGUUAUUUUGGUGAUCGAGUCGAUAUUCCUUUCAUUUCAAGGAAAUUCGGAAGUAAAUCUUGGCAUCUUAUCGCAACAUGCUUGAUGGCAAUCAACUUUCCUCUUUUGAUGAAUCGUUGCCUUCUUUGUGAAGGCAGAGAGCAGACCUGGCUUCCAGUUUUUUAUUACAGCUUCUUAGAAGCAUUGAGGGGCCUGUCGUUCAACAUGGUGGAGAUAAAUCAUCUGGCCUUUAUCACAGCUUUCGCUAAAAAUGUGGAGCAGGCAACAACUCUGAGCACCCUGCGGUUUGUUUCAAAGUUUAGGUGUAGGUGA
Messenger RNA from Pocillopora meandrina, 9351 nucleotides. NCBI's taxonomy places the organism in Eukaryota, Metazoa, Cnidaria, Anthozoa, Scleractinia, Pocilloporidae. The record is from the annotation of a GenBank genome assembly.